Messenger RNA from Phoenix dactylifera (date palm), 7600 nucleotides. RefSeq names its product putative transcription factor RL9. Gene Ontology annotation, molecular function: transcription cis-regulatory region binding. NCBI's taxonomy places the organism in Eukaryota, Viridiplantae, Streptophyta, Magnoliopsida, Arecales, Arecaceae. Gene Ontology annotation, cellular component: nucleus. Gene Ontology annotation, biological process: regulation of DNA-templated transcription; abaxial cell fate specification. The record is from RefSeq and is a predicted model, not a curated record.
CAAACCGCAGGGUGUGGGGGAAAAGGAAUCCCCGCACGAGCCUCCAAACCCUCCUCUUUUCUUUUCCCUUCUUUCUUUCCCUUCUCUCUCUCUCUCUCUCUCUGUCUCUCUAUUCUUGAAUUGAUAAUGGUAGUUUUAUAACCCGACGUCUCCGGGGUAGCAGAUCCGAAGGCCCCCCGUUUCUUUAGUGUUUUGACUAUUUGGAUCUCUCUCCCACUAUACUUUUCUCGAGUGUCAUUUUCUCACAUAUACUCUCUCUCUCUCUCUCUCUCUCUCUCUCUCUCUCUCUCUCUCAGAGGGAAGACCUCAAAUCCUUUCCAAAUGCCCCUUUCUUUCUCCAUUCCCCCACAUCCACUAAGGUUAUUCGAACACAUUGAUAACCCCUCCUCUCCUUCUCUCACUCACCCUCCUUACCCUCUCCUUGAGCUCUCCUUUCAGACCUGCCAUCGAAACAAGGCUCCAAACAGACAGAUAAACUCUUAUUCUGAUUUCUCCUUCUCUACUCUUCCCCUUGUCUACUCUUCUCGUCCUUCCUCUCUACAAUCCUAGCAAAACCACCACACACCAAGCUGAAUCUAAUCUCUCUCUCUCUCUCUCUCUCCCCAUCUAUCUCUCUCUGAAUUGUGUUCUCUGGAUCAUGGGAUAUAAGAGCAAAAGGAGGAGAUAAUGAGUAUAACUUGAGCUUCCAAAAUCCCUUUACCAUCUCCAUUCUUCCCAUCAAAGGAAAGCCUUACCGCACUUAGUCUCUGCGGGAAAUUACUCUUCCUGUAAAAGAAUAGAAGAGUCUCCCACACCUCUUGUUUUCCCUCUCCUUCUCUUUCCCUUCUUCAAUAGCUCAAGUGGAGACCGAAAAAAGGAGAUGAGGUAGAAUUCUCAUGAGAAUUGCUAGUGAUCAUAUUGUGGAUGCUGAAUUUCGAAAUAGGAAAGUGAGUUCAGAUAGCCAUCAAUUCAUACAUCAAGUGUAGAAGAGAGAAAAAGGUGAAGGUGAAGAAGAUAGAAUGCCGAUUGAAGAGGUCCUCAUGGAAGCCACCUCCAUGCCGUCACCCGACCUCUCCUUGCACAUCAGCCCGCCAAACAGCGUCCCCUCCUCCACCUCCGGCAUAGCCUGUGCCGUUGACUGCGACCGCGGCCACGACCUGCGACGGUGGGCCGACUCCCCGGAGUCCCACCGUUACGGCUCCAAUGCCUUCCCCGAGCUCUCACUCUCACACCCCUCGGCCACCUUCGAGGCUGAGAAGACGCAGCAGCGGCAGGGCCCAUCGGCAGCGCCACCGCCAUCGAAUGACCACUGCCACCACGCCCACCACCACAGUAUCGGAAUUGGGUCAUCGGUCCACACAUCAUCGGAAGGCUCGAGGCCAAUUAAGGGGAUCCCCAUCUACAACAACACCCCCUUUCACUUCCUCCCCUUGGACCACUCCAAGAUAGGAUUCCACCACCCAGCGUCCGCCUACCCUCCGACAUGGUCCUCCUCGUCUUCAUCGAUGCAGUCGUCCUCCUCGUUGGCCUCACCCUCCAAUUUGGACCAUGCGGCACCCCUUCUCCACCGAGCAGGUGGGGUUCCGCCGAUGGGCUCAUCGUACCACCACCGGUUGGUCGCAGCGCCGACAAGUUUCAAUUGGUUGUCAUCGGAGUCAUUCAAGUCACACCACCAGCUCCACCACCAUCAGUAUGGUAUGGGGCCGUUGGACGCCCCACACAGCAUGAUAAGGUCGCGGUUCAUGUCGAAGCACCCGACGAGAAGGAGCAUGAGAGCGCCAAGGAUGCGGUGGACAAGCACCCUCCAUGCCCGUUUUGUCCAUGCUGUUGAGCUCCUCGGCGGGCAUGAGAGGGCCACUCCAAAGUCAGUUCUUGAGCUCAUGGAUGUGAAAGAUCUUACUCUGGCCCAUGUCAAGAGCCAUUUGCAGAUGUAUAGGACUGUGAAGACCACUGACAAGCCUGCAGCUUCCUCAGGUCAAUCAGACGGCUCCGGUGAAGAAGAUUUUGGACCCGGCACCACUGGUCUAAACUUCCGACGGUUCAUCAAGCAGAGAGCGACAGAAAGGCCUGUCCAACCACAAGAUAUGGACUAUUCUUCAACCACUGCUACCGAUGCCCCCAGUACUAUAAGGUGGAGCAACUCAUCAAGAUUUCAUGUGCGCAUAUAGUGCUUAGCUUGGACGACCUAAAAGAAAAGCUAAAGAAAGAAAAGAAGAGUGGCAACUGGCAAGUUACAAGCUCAGAGGGCUAUAUCAAAGAGCAUCUAACUUUAUUAUAGGGAUGCUUGUUCAUUUUUUAGGAAAAGAGUUGGGUUGCCUAUGCUUAUUUCUACCAUUAAGAAGAUAAGAUUUUCUUGGCAUUAGGCCCCUAUUCAUAGCAUCUCAAAGGAGCUAAUGUUCUGUCACAUAAGACCAAAAAGACCCCCACGCCCCUUGAGGCCUUGACUUGUGUAUACUUAUUAUAUUAGAAUAUUGGGACGUCCUAUUUGUUUCUUGGGCAUUGCUUUGUCGUUUUCCUCCUCUUGUACAUGACUUUAUCUUUCCUUCCAAUGCAUGGCUCUGAUUCCAGGAAUAUGUUUUGACCUGACAAGCCCUAAUUCAUAGAAAUAUGUUUCUGUCUCUGCUCUUCUUUUUUCUUUUUUUUUUUUUUUAAGUGUAUUGUUUAUGCGCUUUUUCCUCUCUCAUUCUUUGCUUUUUAUCUUGCUCGAACCAGUUUCGCACUACAGUUGGUGCUUCUUUUCCUUUAUCUUUUCUGGUUUAUUUCCUUUUCUUCUCUGCCUCACAAAAGUUCAACGCCUUGGAGGGAUAGAUGUGGUGAAAAACUUCGUAAAGCUGCCUCAUCUUACAUAUUAGAGUAUUGUGUCUUUUUUAUAUCUUUGGGCACUUAAUACAUGCAGCGUAAUUGCCAGUUAUAACUCCUAAACUAUAGAGAAUGGAUUUUCAAUCUUACGUUAUUUCGCUUAGUACAGAGACGAUUAUGUUGAAAGCCUGGACCUGUUAUUAGUACCUUUUUUUGCUUCGGAGUAAGAGAUUAUUUUUAUUGGGUAUGCGACAAAUAAGCUUAGCUGGAAAAAAAUUUCCAAAUAUUUUCUUGAGAAAUGAAUUAUUGAAUUAUACAUAUUAUUUACGUCAGAUGAUUGUUUUAUGAGCAAACUUUUGGUUUUGUAUGUUCAGAAACUUAUCCUUUUGUAUGUUUCAAACUGAUUUACAAUAAUAAUCAAAACCUGUACUGUCAGUUGAUAAAAGAUUACUUCUGAAGCAUAGAUUUAAAGUGAGGGGAAAAGAAUCUUUGACAAGGAAAUCAUUUCUGGGUGUGAAGGCCAUUUCCAUAUGGGUGGAAGAUGUUCAUUAUUUACUUUCAAUAAAAUUCAACUGCUUAUAGCUCAAAUAACACAUUAUUCCCUUUGGUAAUAUAUGACUGAAAAAAAUAUCUAACUAAAUAGAAUGAAAACUUGGGAACUGGAGCUGCUAAGUCAUUUUGAUCCAUAAGUAUUUUAAAAGUAGCAUUCAAACACUGCAAAGUAUUCAUCUUCUAUAGCGUCAUGACCAUUAUUUACUUGCUAGUUUUUCAAAAAAUCAUGAGCAGUGGCUUCAAAAGUGGUGGGUUGUGGAUCCAUUUGCUUUGUUCCAUAGAUAUCCGUUGUUAUAAAAACACAUGCAUUUUAGGGUUUCAAAGUGAGAAAUAAAAGACAUUUUACAAAAUAAUAUUUAUUGUUUUCUUGAUGGAAGAGGAGGUCUAGAUCCAAACACAGAAAAAUAAUAUAUCAUGUAGUAUAAAACAAACAUUCAAAAUUUUAUAAAAGAUCUUUCUAAAAAACAAUUCUGCAGAAGGCAACGAAUAAUUUAACGUUAACUGUUAAAAAGAAAUUUAACUGAACUGAUUUGGUUUCUUCAAGAUCUUGCUCUCUUGUUUCCGAGAAAAAACAAUUGAAGAUAGGUUUCCCGAGUGCAUUUUAUCUCCAAUUUCGUAACUUGUGAAAUUAUUUAUUAAAUACGACUUCUGACUGAAAAGAGACUUUGUGAUACUUGGUAAGCAAGAAGCUUUUUUUUAUCCCCUCCAUUCUUUUCAUUUACCAAGUUCCAUAAAGAGCUCAAACAUCUAGUCUCAUAUGAUCGAUAUCACACAAACAACAAUGAUUCAGUUAUUGUGUGCAUGUGCAUGCGUUUGCACACAUGCAUGUACGGGCGUGUACAUACGUACGCACGUACAGACAUGCAUAUAUACAUACAUACAUGCAUACAUAUGUAGAUUCAUGUAGAUAGGGAGAGGGAGAGAGAGAGAGAGAGAGAGAGGUAGCUAGAUAAAGAGAAUGGUAUAAUGGAUUUCACACAAAAGUUGCUAACAUGCAAAAUUUUAAAAGAUUCUUGAAGACUAACUAGCAUUUGUUCAGAAUUGUCUCUAAUAACUUAAUGAAAUCUGAAAAGCAAAGCACCAUCUAUUACAUCAUUAAUAAGUUUAUAUGCUACAACUCCUCGGUGUAGGAAUUGCAUCUGUAAACAUUCAUUUUGAGGAAAGUGGUUGCGCCAAAUGUAAGCCAAUCCUGCUGCCCAUAUACCUUGCUAACUAGAAAUAUUCUAUUUUUACUCACUUAAGUCAUUGGAAACUUUUCAUAGACGGAACCCCAUUUUUUAUAUAUCAUAUUAAUAUGAUGAGAGAGCUUAAUUAUGAGCCAGUUGCUUCAUAUAUAUCGUAGCCACCAUCAAAGAGUAAGCAUGCUAAUUAGUUGAGAUGGUAAAGUCAUUAAACAAUGGAUGCCCGUGAUUUUUGUGGGUACCAUCCCACCUUCAACCUGAUUUUGGCCAGGCUUCCUCCCAUGCUAGGUUUCAUAUAAAAGAAAAGCUCGAUUUUUAUCUCUAUGAGUGUACAUAUCCUUAUCCUCACUAUUGAAGAUCCUUGUACUCAUGAUUUAUUAACCUUGCUAGUUAGUGAAAACAUUUCCUAAUCUGAAUGAAACUCCUAAUCUAUCAAAGUUAUACUUAAUUUUUUUACAAUUUAAUAUAAGUUCAAAGAGUCGUGCAGGCGUGUGUUUAGUGCCACAUCGGUUAUUCAUCGAGAUCUUGGGUACUUAUAUAGAACUAAGGAAUCCAAAAAGUACCUUGCGGCUAUUUAUUUUGGAUGAGGUCCUAGAUUGCUACAAAUAGUAUCAAAGCGAACUUGGCUCAUAGCCUAUGUGGAUUAGAGGACACUGCAGUACGAGUUCAUUGAGGCUGAACACGGGCCUAUCGUGGUAUUUGUGAUUAGAUUUGAAUGGAUUUGAACUCUUAACCUAACGAGGAUGUCAGGGCUUGAAUGGGGGGAGUAUGUGAGGAUUCCAUGCGGGCAUGCAUUUAGUCCCAUAUUGGUUAUUCGUCGAGAAGAUCUUGGGCAUCUAUACGUGACUAAGGAACCCAAUAAGUGCCUUUCGGUUAUCCUUCAUUUUAAUGAAGGAUCUUGCUUCAUGUUUUAACAUGGAUGCAUGUAGUAGCCUUUGCACUAAAACCUGUGAAUUUACUGAAUUUGAUAUACUUCUUGUGAUGAAGUCUUAUUUAUAUGUUAAUCACUGUACUGUGCUUAUUUUUUUCGUUUUUCAGUUUUGUUUCUGGAGUUUGUAUGGUUCUUAAUUUGAAUUUUGCAUCAUAAAAGUCUACAUUUCAAAAUAAAAUAGAUCUCAGAAAAUAAAUAUAUUUUAAAUUUGGCCUAACAUAUCAUUAACAUGUCCUAUACAGUCUAACAGCGAAAGUUGUUUUCUUCAGAUAUAACAAAUAAAAAUUAAUCACCGGGCAGUGCUCAAUAAUGAAUUCUUAAUAGGCUUCUGACAAAAAAAAAUCUUAGUAGGCUCAGAUUAUGGGGAAAAAAGAAUGCACGUUCCAAUUUAUAAGUCCUUUGACCACUUCCGAAAUACUUCCAUUCUAGGAAAUUGACUUUGCCUGUUUACGCUAGCAUAGGUAGGCAAAAUGAGAUAGGUCAACAAUAUGCAGUAUUAUUGCUCUUGUUUGCAAAGGCAACUUUAGGACAAACAUUUAUUAUCAAAUAGAUUAUUUUUUUGUAAAAUUCUGAAACUAUUCAUGGGAGUUACAGAUUUGUUCAUGAAUACUAAGCAAUACUUGAAGAAUCUCAUAUUAGGGAAUUUGGUGAACAUCACAUAAAUCUCACUGGAAGAUCUUUGUUCAUUUCUGCAAUUUUAUCACACAGAUAUUUAUUUAACAUUACAAAUUAUUUAAUGAAAUAGUCCCUAAGCAGUUCAUUGUUGUCCAUUAUGGUAUAUAAAGGAGCAUUUGGAAACUUUUUUGAUCUAAGCUAAUAAAUAUUAGUUGUUAAAUAGAAAAGUUAAAGCAUAAGAAAUUAUAUCUAACAUUACCAUCCAUGAUGAGAAGUAUUACACUCUUUAUGAUGAAGAAAUCAAGUUUGAAAAACUGAAUAGAAUGCACAAAUUAUGCAUGAAAUAGAGUUUAAUCAUUCAUUAUGAAACUUAUUUCGAUGUUAACAACUUCAAGGCUGACACCCACCCUUCAAUUUAAUUAUUGUAACAAAUGUACAUAAAGUAAUUUUUAGGAACUAUAUGAAACUUGCUACUUUAAAGCAACCUGAUCUUGCAUAAUGACACCAUGUCAGGAUAGACACAGAUGUGAACCAAUUAACAUGUAGCACAUUUUUAGUGGUAUCUCUACUUGUAAAUUAUCUAGAGAAGAAAAGAACCACAGUCUGCCUUGUACUUUGUUAAAAUGCAUUUUAGAAGAAGUGUAAGAGUUGAACAGGUCAACAAUAUAAUCAAAAAUAUGUAAUACUGACUAAUGGUUCUGUGCAUGUUCAAUCAAUAAAUAAGGAGGGUUUCAGGUUUUUGUGCAGAGGUAAGGGAAGAGUAAGGAAUGAGAUAUUUAUGUACAUGACAGUUUUUUAGAAGGUUUUGAAUGAGCAGCUAAUUGGAGUUGUAGAUCAUAUCCCAAAUGGUUGGAAUAAUGCUGCUCAGUUGUGAUUAUUGAAAUUAAGAAUGAAGUGAGAUAAAUGCCCGGGUUUCUGAUGAUCAUGAGGAUGGCCACAAAAUGUAUAGAUCCAUUCGUUUUGGUAUCAGUGCUUAAAACAGGCGAUAUACAAGCUUGGCUGAAUUUGUAAUCACUAAAAUAAGUGGUCCACUGUAUAAUAUUCUUAUAAAUGAGGCUUCUACCUAGAUAUUCUUCAGGAAAUAAUUCAAAGCUUAAAUGGGUAUCUUUUCGAGAGAAAAAAAAAAGAAUAAGAGAUGUUUUUCAUGGAUAUCAAAGAAAUUAUACUCAUCUAUCUGGUUGGUGGUAGUUGCAACUAGUCAUGGUUUGAAAUGAUAGACCUUGUGCAAAAGAUGGGCUAUGCAACAUGAUACUGAAGCAUUAGAGGUGUUUUGGCUAAAACUGAAAAACAAAAGAAAAAAAAAUCUCCUCCUAUAUUGAUCUAACGAGCAAGAUAUAAAUUAGGCACAACCAAAAAAAGUUGGUCUUCUGAGUUUCUAAUUGUCUAUCUUUUUCCAACAUCAGUAUCUGUUGGUGUACAUGAUUUAUAUGAUUGACAUGAUGUGCUUGGUCUUUCUGGAAAAUGGUGCAUGCUUUGGUUGAGAAAGGUUUCGUUGCUAUAUGAAUCUCAAAAGUUUUUGCAUGACAAAAGCUCCUUUAAAUAA